Molecule: messenger RNA, 1425 nt
Organism: Talaromyces rugulosus
Lineage: Eukaryota; Fungi; Ascomycota; Eurotiomycetes; Eurotiales; Trichocomaceae
Exons: 4
Coding region: 1-1425 (474 amino acids)
Biological process (GO): transmembrane transport
Molecular function (GO): transmembrane transporter activity
Source: RefSeq, a predicted model, not a curated record
AUGACUGCCAUUGAGAGACCAGACCGGCAAGCGCCUGGGACCGAGUUCCUAGUUGAUGAAGAUGGAUCUACUACAACCCAUUCAUAUCAACAUAUUUGCUGUGGGAAUCGGCGUGUCAUUCUCGUACCUCAGCCUUCUUUGACCGAUCCCAACGACCCUCUAUUGUGGCCACGCUGGAAGAAAUGGCUUGUCUUGGGCAAUGGGCUCUUUUAUGCUUUCAAUGGUGCAGUCACAGGCCCUAUGAUGGCAGGAGCAUGCAUUUGGCUAGCUAUUGCAUCGAAAACGACAUUUACAUCUUUUAUUGUUGCCCGUGCUUUUCUAGGUCUUUGGGAAGCUCCCAUAGAAGCAAUUGUGCCAAGCACAAUCACGGAUAUCUUUCAUCUACACGAGCGCGGAGAACAAGUCUCCUACUACGGACUUACGGUCCUCGUUGGAAAUGAAAUUGGCCCUUUAGUAUCGGCUUUUAUCAUUCAAGCUUUGGAUAUGCGAUGGGCCUUUUUCAUUGUUGCUAUGUCAAUUGGGGUCAAUAUUAUUUCCAUGGUGGUGUCCAUGCCGGAAACAAUGUACCAUGGAGACCGUCCAGUGAUUAAUCCUGUUCGUACAGAUACUGAAAAGCCUACCAAAAAUUUCGAACAUAUCGAUAAUCCGAGUAAUGGAAGUGCACCGCCAGUGACAGCAAAAAAGCGAUCUUUUCUGCAGGACCUCUUGUACUUUCACGCCAAUAAAGACAUGAGUCUUUGGAAAGUAUUCAAACGGCCAUUUAUUCUCAUGGCUUAUCCAACAGUGCUUUGGUCAAGUCUUGUCUAUGGCAUGUCUUUGAGCUGGAAUGUGAUUCUGGGAGCCACCGUUGCGCAAUUGUUUGCGCCACCGCCUUACAACUUUUCUUCCGGUUCUCAAGGACUUAUUUUUGUCUCGCCGUUCAUCGGUUCUCUUGUGGGGUCUUAUUUCUGUGGUCGCCUCACAGAUCAGGUGGCAACAUGGUUCACAGUCCGUAACAACGGUGUUAGAGAACCUGAAAUGCGUCUACCGACUUGUAUUCUUGCAGCUAUUUUGACCUUUUUAGGGGCUCUCAUUUCGAGUCUUACAUAUCAUUACAAGACCCACUGGGCUGGUCCUAUCGUUGGAUUUGGCAUACUAUCAGCUGGGUCCCAGAUGGGAGCCACAUUAGCGAUAUCCUAUUGUCUGGAUUGCCACCAAGAGCUCUCCGCCGAAUCAAUGGUAACUGUUUCCUGUUUGAAGUCUACCGUUGCCUGGAUUUGGACCUGGUGUAUCAAUGAUUGGAUUUCACAAAACGGGUUGUUGGUUGUGUUUAUGUCGGUAGCAGCAGUCAACAUGGCUGUUUAUGCAACGACAUUGAUUUUUUAUUUUCAUGGAAAAUCUAUCCGGACCUGGAUCCACAAAAAGGGGUUUCUUCUUUCUGAGUAG